CAGCCAACGGUCACAAGCUCCGCAUUUGAAAAUAAUCCCUGGUCUUCACUUUCGAGAACUAGCCGUUACGCAACGACCGAGAUCAAAUCAAAAGCACCAAGAACCCGAAUCGAAUCCACUUCGAUCUCCAAAUCUCGCUCGCCAUUUACUCUCUUUCCCUCUCUCGAUAUCGAUCUUGAUUUUGAGCACUUGAAGCGCAGCCUUUCGAGUCGUCGGCUCGAGCUUGCGUUUUCAAAGACGAAACCCCACGUCCAUCGAACCCUGCUAUGGCCAUGCCCUCGAGCAAAUCUUGCCAAAACCCUAACCCGACCAGGCACAGCCCCGGUUCAAGAUCCUCGGAGGUCGGGAAUCCCAUGAGGAGGAGUUUCAGCGGCAACCCGUUCUCGAAACCCGCGAUCGUCCCCAACUCGAGAGGGUUCAACCCGGUCACUCCCGCCAAUAGCCCCUCAGACUACCCUCGAAGUCUCUCUGUGGGUAGAGAAAGCUUAACAUCGUUCAGAGAUCAUGAGGAUAAAGAGAAUGGUAAAGAUCAGAGCACGAAACAAGCGCGAGUCAAAUCGGUAGCUCCCUUCAAGAGUCCAAAGAAUUUCAUGUCUCCGACGAUUUCUGCGGCUUCUAAAUUCAAUGCUUCGCCAAAGAAGAGGAUACUGACGGACCGGAACGAGCCCGUUCGAACUUCUGUCACACUUUCUGACUUGAGAAGUUCUUGCAGUUCAGUGAGUCUCUCCGAACAGCUAGAAGAAUCCAACUCGAAACGAGAGAUGGAAAUGGAAAAGGCGGUGGUCGCAGAUUCUCGCCAUUCGACCGUCGCUGAUUUGGACCAUGCGGAUGCGAAUUGUGAAGUAUCGUCGAAAGGUUCCAGAAAGAAAGUAGCUUUCGACUCUAAUGUACAGACAAUCCUUCUAGAUGACUCGGAGACAUCAGAUUGUGUUGAUGUGAAUGAGGAUCUUAAGACCAGUCCUGCCCCCAGAUCACCCUGCCAUCUUUUGGCACCACUUGAUGCCGAUCCGCUGAUGCCACCUUAUGAUCCCAAAUUCAAUUAUCUCUCACCAAGGCCGCAAUUUCUUCAUUACAAGCCGAGCCCCAGGAGAAUGCAUUAUCUUAGCGACGAAAAAGAUGGUAAUCCUCUUGAUGACACUUUUUGCAUCGGAGGCUUUUCAGACACUGAUCUUACUGAAGAAACACAAUCUGAUGAUUCUCUAAAGGAACCUGACGCUGUUUCUUCCUGUGAGAUGGAAAAAGCGGCAGAUAGUGAUGAAACUGAGGAUGUUUCAACUAGCGAGAUGGCAAAAGAAGCAGAUGGUGAUGGAGAGGUGCUUGUGGAUGAAGAGUUUGAAACCAUUGCAAAUGCGGCUAGUCUUGAGAUGGCAAAAGAGGCCGCUGAAGUGAAGAAAGUGUCCAAGCAUCGAUUUUUCACGAAAACGAAGUGCGUUUCUCUGGUUUUUGUCCUUUUAGUUGUUGCGUGCAUGGCAAUGGCAGGAGCUAAUUCUCCACUGAGAAAUUGUUCUUACAUCAAAGGUUCGAGGUUCAGCGAGCUCCUUGAGACUUCUAAAUUAGCUGAAAGCGUCAGAGUUGAUUUCGACGAGCUUGCUCAGAAUUUCUGGUAUUUGUAUGGUGAUUCGGUGUCUUACAUUUCCGAGCUGAUAGACCACUUGAAGGGUGACAAGCAAGUCGGUGGCUUCAGGUAUUAUAACUUGACUGACUUGCAAGAGGAUCUGUGGAUUGAAAAGAACAUUUGUGAUGGUUCGAUGAUUGAAGCAACACCAUUUGUCGAGCAGCAUGAUGGUGAAGUUGCUGCAGCAUGCAAAAUGGUGUCUGAAGAGGUGGACGAAACAAGUAUUAUGGAACUUGAAGAGGGGGAUGGUUUUCAGAUUGAUGAUGGUUUAACGAUGAUUGAAGGGGCCCUAGUUGUCAAGCAGCGUGAUGCUGAAGUUGUUGUUGCAGGGCAACAAGAAGUAGCUGGAGAUGGGGAAGAAACACACAACCUUGAACUUGAAGAUUUCAAUUUGUCGUCUGAAGUAAGUGAACCGGAAUUUCCAGAGGAAGAGCAAUUCCAGGAGAUUGCGGUUGUGACUACAUCUGUGACUGGCAAAGAGGAGCAACAGAAGCCUGACUCCGUUCAAGUUGUAGCAUUAGAACCAGCAGAGUUCCAAGGAGAGAAAUAUGUUUCUAAUUGUGAUGAAAGUGAGUCCAACCAAAAAACAGUCAUUGGCUCAGAAAACAUCGAAGCAGUCGAUGUGGCAGAUGCAGAGAAUUCUACCAUUGUAGAAUCUGAAAGCAAUGUUUCUGUCUUUGUUAUGGUGGGACUCGCUUUGGUAGGUCUUAGUCUAUCAGCAGCUGCAGCUUUCUUUUACGUGAAAAAAGGAAGCAGUUCCAUGAGUGUUCCAACUCCAGUGGAGCAGCCAUGGGCGACCAAGAAAUUUAACAUCAGUCCUGUGUCAGUAAGUGUGGAGCAUACGAUGUGGCAGAGGUGGUCUUCUCCCAAUUGUCCCACCGAGGUUGACAUAGCCGGAGAACCAUGCCCUUCAGAAAUGAGCAGCUUCCAGAAGAAGUCAUCUCUCAGCACGGGUUUAAGGGGCGCCAAUGAUGAGGCACAAAGCCAGGAGAGGAGACUUAAGAAGAAUUGCAGGAGGGAAUCACUGGCUUCUUCUUCUUCAGAACUCUCCAUGGGUUCCCACUCUUACGGAAGCUUCACCACAUACGAGAAGAUCGCAUGCAAACACCGAAACGGAGAUGAGGAGGUGGUCAUCACUCCAAUAAGGCGUUCGAGCAGAUUGCUGAAGCAAGUCACUUCUCCAUGACUAGAGGAGAAAGCAUUCUCCUGCUGACUCCCAGUUGCUCCUGAUUCCUACCAUUCAGAGGAUUCAGUGGUUUGUGACUUAGUUUAGCUAGAUUUGUCUGACUGCAGUAUGAACAGCUUACAGUUUAAGUGCUGCUUGUUGCAUGCAAUUCACUUCUGAACUGCUCUACAAUCCCUCCACUUGCCCCUGUGGUCUGAUUAUUUCCAGUAGAAUUUCUAGCUUUUAGAAUCCUUUCUACUUCUUCUGCCCUGUCUGGUUCGGUCGUGGUAGAAUUCUAGCUUUCAGAAUAGCUUGCUUCUGAUCUGCAAAUUAUGUGUAUGUGACAUGUUUGGUCACAAAAUUACCUUCAUCGUGUCGACUUUUUCAAUUUUA
Molecule: messenger RNA, 3173 nt
Organism: Rhodamnia argentea
Lineage: Eukaryota; Viridiplantae; Streptophyta; Magnoliopsida; Myrtales; Myrtaceae
Exons: 4
Coding region: 267-2801 (844 amino acids)
Source: RefSeq, a predicted model, not a curated record